AUGGAUGGUAUUGCAAAUCGAGAACCGCAACGAAAGAAAUGUCAUGGUAAUAGAAUAAAUCAACGUUUUCGACAGAAAUGGCGUAAACGUGGAAUGAAAUGGGCUAAGAUUGAAAACCUACUCAAGAAGCGAAAUCAUACUAAUAUCCAACAAAAUAGUCGGACAAGUGAUUAUAUGAGAGAUAUUGGCGAUAUUAUCGAUAUGACUACAAUGCCAACGAUGAAUCUAAAUUUAAAUAAACGUCAACGAAAUAUUUCAUCACAAAAUAUAGUUUCAGCUUCAGCAAUACCUAAAUCAACAAGUUCUUCAUCAAUUAGUCAACCUCUAAGAAAAAAAAAUCGCAACUGGAACACCUAUGCUAAUCGAAGAUAUUCGUCCAGUAGAAAUGAAAACACAGAUAUACAAUUGUAUAUUCGAAAACGAUUAGAACUAUUGGAUCAACAUUAUUGUUCCGAAGCUCAUUUACAACUAUGGAAGUCAUUUCUUCGUAUAGGUCUGGAAUAUCAAGAAUGGCCAGAUGAAGUCUGUGCAAUGAGAAGAACAAACAAUUUUCAUCUAUGUCAACAACAUGUCGUCAAAUAUACAGAAGAUAUUGAACAACAAACGAGAAUGUAUCAAAUGAAAAUAAAUCAACAAUCUGCUUUUUGUCCAAUUAUACCAAUAUCAUUUGAUCGCAUUGAUCAUUGUCUCAAGGACUUUGUUGAGUCAGAACGACAAUAUCUUUUCAAACGCAAUCAAAAUCAAUUGAUUAAAUUUAAAAAUGAUAUAGAUAGAAAGAAAUUAUAUCAAACAAUUAAUACGAAUGUUUUCAAUGCUAAUAGUCUUGAUCAAUUGAUGAAAAUUAGAGAACACCAAGCAGUAAUAUGGGAAGAACAAAUGGUAUUAGAAAUGAGAAUUUUUUGUCGAUUUUUACCAAAAGACUUUGAUCAUCAGGAAAAUUUUAUAUCAUCUAUCGUACCGGUAACCAUGAAUAAAGAACGAUUACAAACUAUUCAAGAGGCGAAACGAAAAUGGCUCUAA
Messenger RNA from Adineta ricciae, 1020 nucleotides. The record is from the annotation of a GenBank genome assembly. Lineage: Eukaryota; Metazoa; Rotifera; Eurotatoria; Adinetida; Adinetidae.